Messenger RNA from Gadus chalcogrammus (walleye pollock), 3490 nucleotides. RefSeq names its product NHERF family PDZ scaffold protein 4a (gene nherf4a). Gene Ontology annotation, biological process: protein localization to plasma membrane. Bases 943 to 2472 code for a protein of 509 amino acids. Gene Ontology annotation, cellular component: apical plasma membrane. Lineage: Eukaryota; Metazoa; Chordata; Actinopteri; Gadiformes; Gadidae. The record is from RefSeq and is a predicted model, not a curated record. The transcript has 10 exons. Gene Ontology annotation, molecular function: signaling receptor binding; protein-membrane adaptor activity.
UCUUUGCCAUUGGUAUAUGCUUGUCUUGGAAAUCUUCCGAAAGCUUUUAGUGAGCGCUGUUGUCGUGUAUAUAAAGCCCAUGUGUGGUGGUAGCAAGGUGUAAACACAGCCCUGGGUUUUCCAGAGCGCCUCUCUUUCAGUAUAUCCAACACUCAGCUAGUGUUGUUAUGUUUCACAAGUCAGCCGUGGGAAGCCUUAGAAGGUGACUCCAGCCACAACCAUCUGCAGAUAUCCAUAACAAGGUUAUACAGCCAUGAUUCACUGCCAACCAUCCUUUCUAGUCUGAUACAGGAACUCACCCUUUACAUGGGAGCAAGCUGAACGGCAGCAUGAAUGAAUCAUCAACCCCCGUCUUUUCCAGAUUGUCUUCUAGAUGUGUGUGUCAGGACAGAAGGGUGAAUGAGUAAACUCAUCUGGGAGAUGGAUCGACCUUCACUCCAACUCCUUGUUACAGAACACAUUCCUUUGAUGAGGAAGUGUGGGAGUUUAGGCAAAAGCGAAAGCAGUGAAAUUAUGUAAUGUGUGCAACAUUGACAAACGCUCAGACGUGCAGGCAGCUGUACGGUUUACUUAGGUGCAGUUGUUUAUUCGGGUGACACUACCUUAGUAAGAGUAUCAUUCUGGAUAUGGUGCAUCAUAUGCGUCGGGUUUAAAUAAAUGCAGUUAGCACCUGUUUUUGUGUUGUGAUGCAAGUUACAACGUGGGUGUUUCGCCUCAAGUUAUGCAGUGCUAUUGAAGGACGUUUUAAUGAAGAGAUUAGUUUGGAAAGAGUGGUUUAUUGUUUUUUCCAGCUCAGUUGUUUGUGGGGUAUAGAGAGACUUUGUUCAUUGAUUUAACCUCAGGUAAAAUACAGUAAGUGUCUGAUCUUUUUGAGUGGGAUCUUAGGAUCUUAAGGAUCUUAAUGUGAAACAUUUCUUCUCUCCCCCAGGUAUUGAGGAUGCGAUGGAAUAUCCACGGUUUACCUUCAACCCAAAGGAAGGGAUCGACAACCCGGCCCUGGUAAUCUCUGACGACCCGGACCCCAACCCGUGCCCGGUGCCCCGGCUGUGCCAGCUGAAGCGUGCCGAGGGCCAGGGCUUUGGCUUCGUGCUCCGGGGGGUGCAGGGGAAGCGUGGGCACGUGAUCAGGGAGGUAGAGCCCCACAGCCCGGCAGAGGUGGGGGGCCUCAGGGACGGCCAAAGGGUGCUGGAGGUCAACCAGGAAUAUGUGGAUAACAUGGAGUUCCCUGAGCUUUUGAGGAAGAUCCAGCGCUGUGGCCUCCGGGUCUUUCUCUUGGUGCUGAGAGAAGAGGAAUACGAGCAGGCUGUGUCUUGGUGUCUGGACCUGCAGGAGGUGGCAAGGUCUAACAGGGGCGACAACCAUGACCACAAAGCCAGACUCUGCCACGUCACCCGGAACCCAGUGCAGGGCCUGGGCAUCACCAUCCGCCAUGUGCAAGGUCAGAAGGGCAUGUACUACCUGAGCACAUUAACAGCCGGUCCUGCAGAGAGAGCCGGCGUCCGCAACGGAGACAAACUGAUCUGGGUCAACGGCGUCACAGUCGCAAACCUCACAUUCUCAGCACUCAACAAAAUAUUUAAGAGGAGUAGCAUCCAUGUGACCUUGCUGGUCAUAGACAGAGAGAGUGAGUCCGUCUGCAUCAAGCGGCGGAUCCCUGUGGUGGCGGACUUGGCAGAGUGCCUCAGCCUGGCCCACAGGCCCAAGACUAUGGACCUGGUCCAGGGGCCGGAUGGAUACGGGUUCCUGCUGCGACAGGAGAAGCUGAGAGUCUCGGGACGCAUUGGUAUACCAGAGAGAGUGCACCUGCUGCGAGAGGUGGAGGCAGGGAGCCCGGCGGAGCAGGCGGGCGUGGAGGACGGGGACCUGGUGCUAGCCAUCAACGGGGAGGCCGUGGAGACUGCGGCGCAUGAGCUCAUCGUCCACAAGAUCCGGGAGAGCGGUCAGAGUGUCAGCCUCACCACAAUCACCUUAAAGGGGCGGGACUACUAUCGCCAGUUGGACCUAUCCCCCCUGCUGUUCUAUGAUGAGGACAUAAAAGAGGCCCAGAACGGACCUGACGACAGGGGCAACCAACUCUACCCCACGGGCCCCAGGCUGUGUGUUCUGGACAGAGAGGCCGUCGGAUUCGGGUUCAACCUGUGUUGUGCCCCGGAUAAGCCGGGGACUUUUAUUGGCCAGGUGGCAUCGGGGGGCUCUGGCCAGAGGGCUGGUCUUCUGCGGGGUGACGCCAUUGUGGAGGUGGAUGGGCAGAAUGUGGAGGACAGGUCUUUGGAGGAGGUGGGGGCAUUGGUCAAAGCUGGCUUGACAACGCUCAAGCUCCUGGUGAGGGAGAGGACGGAGGGUGAACACCUCGGGAGGAACGGACCCCAGGAGACACAGGUUGGGCAUAUGUACACACAUUCACCCACACCCACACAUAAACACGAAAAGAAUAUGCCUGGGCCAAGGGGUUCUCCUUGUGGGCCCUGUUGAAAGCAUUGCAGAUUCCUGACACUGCAGUAAUGUCUGUGUUACAGUUUUCCUUGCUUCCUCUCUUUACGUCUGGCCUCUAAAAGUCAGAUGAAACCACUUUUCCUGCAUGCUACUACACAUCUAUCGUGGGAAGAUAUAUUUUCUGUAUUUAUUUUUUAUGUCUGAAAUGGAUAAAGUGAAAAAAUGCUGUUUUAGGUUUUUACAUGAAUCUGUAUGUGUAUUUUACAGACUGCAGUUUCAUCUUCUGCAUUGUAGGUUUCCGUGAAGGCAACCGAUGCUUUUUUGUGAGACGAGACAUGACGUGACAUGACGUGACCCCGACGAUCAUCCAAUCCAACAGCACAUAGACACAUUGAAAACCUACAGACUUUCUGUCUUUUGAAAAUUAUAUUUAUAUGUGAUGCUACUGAUGGUGAUUUGAGGUCAUGAUCAGACUCAGAGGGAUUGUGCAAAUGAUUUAAAUAUGUAUGGGUUAGAAUUUUUAGGGCAGAUUUUUUUUACGUUUGUUUUCUAUAAAACAGGAUAUAUACAUUUCAUGUUGUAUUAUUGUAUAUAAUAAUAUUAUUUCUUUAAAUUAUUACUAUCAAAUGUAGCAGAGGCAAACUUAGCUUUGAACCAAACAAAAAAAUUGCCAAAACUUAACUCACAAACCUACCUAUUUCCAUUUAUAUAGUCGCUUCCUUAUGCUCAACCUAAACCUAAAGUUUAGGUUGAAACUUCUAAGAAAUUUCUUAUAUUGUGCGACACACUUAAAAUGUGAAAGAGGCUUUCGUCUGCCAUCCAAGCUGGCUGUGAUGUCAUUUUGUCAUCUGUUUUCUUUGUAUUUUACAUGUUUUUGUAAUAGAUUGUGGUCCAUGUAUGUAGUUGAUUGUUAAAAACUGUAAUUGUAUGUGUAUUCCGGACUGAAACCAUUUUUAUAUCCAGUAUUAUAAUGUCUACACUCUAGCUUCUCAUUAUUAUAAGGCACACUCUUUAUAAUGUCGUUGUGCAAUGCAAAUUAAAGAUUAUUUUCAUGAGA